AUGGACACCCUCUCGCGGCGUCGAGGGAACAUUUGGGAGGACGAGAUGACGUGGUCCGCGUUUCUUCGGACGGAAUUGGUUCGGAUCCUGAUUUUUGUUCAGCUUGACCACGGAAACUUUGCGAUGCAGGCCGGAAAGCAAAAGAAGAAGAAGAAGAAAAUCUCCCCGAACAAAAAGAAACCCAAGUACAAAGAAUAG
Colletotrichum higginsianum IMI 349063 is the source of this 198-nucleotide messenger RNA. RefSeq lists its product as uncharacterized. The coding region runs from base 1 to 198 and encodes 65 amino acids. The record is from RefSeq and is a predicted model, not a curated record. The transcript is spliced from 2 exons. Lineage: Eukaryota; Fungi; Ascomycota; Sordariomycetes; Glomerellales; Glomerellaceae.